AUGGCAGCAGGAGUCGCAGCAUGGCUGCCUUUUGCUCGAGCAGCAGCAAUAGGAUGGAUGCCAGUGGCCUCCAACCCUAUGCCAAGUGCUCCUCGGCAGGAGAGGAAACGUAGUCAGGAUUCCCUGAUUGUGCUGAAUGUGAGUGGCACCCAGUUCCAGACCUGGCUGGACACCCUAGAACGCUACCCUGAUACCCUUCUGGGUAGCUCGGAGAGGGACUUCUUCUACCACCCAGAGACACAGCAAUACUUUUUUGACCGGGAUCCUGACAUUUUCCGACACAUCCUCAAUUUCUAUAGAACAGGGAAGCUACACUAUCCCCGUCAAGAGUGCAUCUCAGCCUACGAUGAGGAGCUGGCCUUCUUUGGUAUUAUCCCUGAAAUCAUUGGUGAUUGCUGCUAUGAGGAGUACAAGGAUCGACGACGGGAAAAUGCUGAACGCCUUCAGGAUGAUGCUGAUCAGGAUAAUGCCGAUGAGUGCCAUCUUCCUUCCAUGACAGCUCGAGAGAGGAUGUGGCGGGCCUUUGAGAAUCCACACACCAGCACAUUGGCCCUGGUUUUUUACUAUGUUACUGGCUUCUUCAUUGCAGUUUCUGUCAUUGCCAACGUGGUGGAGACUGUGCCCUGUGGGGUAACUCCUGGUGCCAUCAAGGAGCUGUCCUGUGGAGAGCGCUACGAUGUGGCUUUCUUCUGCCUAGAUACAGCCUGUGUCAUGAUCUUCACUGUUGAAUAUCUCUUGCGCCUGGUGGCUGCUCCCAGCCGUUACAAGUUUGUCCGUAGCGUCAUGAGCAUCAUUGAUGUCGUGGCAAUUAUGCCGUAUUACAUUGGUCUUGUGAUGACCAACAAUGAGGAUGUCAGUGGGGCCUUUGUAACCCUGCGUGUCUUCCGGGUCUUCCGGAUCUUUAAAUUUUCGCGCCACUCACAGGGUCUGCGCAUCCUGGGUUACACUCUGAAAAGCUGUGCAUCAGAGCUUGGCUUUCUCCUUUUUUCUCUCACUAUGGCCAUCAUAAUCUUUGCUACAGUCAUGUUCUAUGCUGAAAAAGGCUCAUCUGCCAGCAAAUUCACCAGUAUUCCCGCUGCUUUCUGGUAUACUAUUGUUACUAUGACCACCUUGGGGUACGGUGACAUGGUGCCGAAGACAAUAGCUGGGAAGAUAUUUGGUUCCAUUUGUUCCCUGAGUGGGGUCUUAGUCAUUGCUCUUCCAGUUCCGGUCAUUGUCUCCAACUUCAGUCGCAUCUAUCAUCAGAACCAACGAGCCGAUAAGCGCAGGGCACAAAAGAAAGCCCGGCUUGCGAGGAUCCGUGCAGCAAAGAGUGGGAGUGCAAAUGCUUAUAUGCAGAGCAAAAGAAAUGGCUUUCUCAGUAACCAGCUGCAGCUAUGUGGUGAAGAACAAGAAGCUUUUGUUAGCAAAUCUGGUUCUUCCUUUGAAAUCCAGCACCACCAUCUGCUUCACUGUCUGGAAAAAACCACGAAUCAUGAGUUUGUGGAUGAGCAAACCUAUGAAGAAAGCUGUAUGGAGGUUUCUACUGUCAACCGGCAAGGUAGCCAUAGUCCUUCUCUCUCUUCUCAACAAGGAGUGACAAGCUCUUGCUGUUCCCGACGACAUAAAAAGACAUUCCGCAUCCCAAACACCAAUAUAAUCAGCAGCCGUCCAAGUAGUGUCCAAGAACUCAGCACCAUUCAAAUCAGAUGCAUGGAAAGAACACCUCUGUCAAACAGUCGAUCCAGUUUAAAUGCCAAAAUGGAAGAGUGUGUAAAACUAAACUGUGAGCAGCCUUACGUUACCACAGCAAUAAUCAGCAUUCCAACACCACCUGUGACCACCCCAGAGGGAGAUGAUAGAUUGGAAUCUCCAGAGUAUUCAGGAGGAAACAUUGUCCGAGUAUCUGCUUUAUAAAAGUCAGAAUAAAGACCAUUGAGAAGCUGUCGAGGUACAGAAGGAGGAGAGAGACAUCUCUGGGUUGAACAGAACAGCCACAGAUAUUGGAAGGGUUCCGGAGAUACAAAACAUUCUAAGUUUUCAAUAUUGAACUGGGUGCAGUGAACAACCAAAUGGAAUUUCUACAUGAACUGGAACUUUUCUGGAACAAACUCUUGUGUGACUCUUUUCAUUUACUGUACGAGCACAAUGAAAUGUCUCCCGUUAAGGCUUCUUCUUACCAUGGGGAUAAAAAAAAAUCUUUUUAAUAAAAUACCUAAAAAAGCAAAAACAAAGACACAUGCCACCAUUCAGACAGUUUAUUUUCCAGCCAAAUGCAAAAUUAAGGAUGGACUCAGUUUUGAUAAUAUGUUCUCUUUUUUCCUAUUGAUAAACCAUGAACCCAUCGAUCAGCUGACUUUAAAAGAGAGAGAAAUGGCUCAUUCCGUGUGUGUACCGAUUGAAAGAAACAACUCAUAUGCAUGUGAAAAUUCUUUGGAGCUGUGAUCUGAAUUUACUUCUGUUGUUUACUUCAGACUAGGCAUGAUAACAUUUUACUGUAAAAAAGGGGCAUUUCUGUGCACUUAUAAAAACUGAUUGUUAAUGUUCCAUGGUGUACAAAUAACUUCCUGGAGAGGGGUGGGGUGGGGAGAGAAAUAUUUCAUAUUCAAAACACACAUUAGUGAAAUUGAAGUGUUCAGUUAGUUUAGUAUUUAUCAUUGUUUUCCCUUGCUUCCUUGGUACUGUUACAACUGCAAUAAUUCAAUGUACAUCUGUUGUAUCAGGAAUC
Python bivittatus (Burmese python) is the source of this 2707-nucleotide messenger RNA. It is a transcript of the gene KCND2, whose product is annotated as potassium voltage-gated channel subfamily D member 2. Gene Ontology annotation, biological process: protein homooligomerization; action potential; potassium ion transmembrane transport. Gene Ontology annotation, cellular component: neuronal cell body; postsynaptic membrane; voltage-gated potassium channel complex. Gene Ontology annotation, molecular function: A-type (transient outward) potassium channel activity; protein binding; voltage-gated monoatomic ion channel activity involved in regulation of postsynaptic membrane potential. NCBI's taxonomy places the organism in Eukaryota, Metazoa, Chordata, Lepidosauria, Squamata, Pythonidae. The record is from RefSeq and is a predicted model, not a curated record.